AUGCCCCAAGGCUCCCUCAAAAAAGCCCCCACCCCCUCCGCGGGCAAGAAACAGCCGGCCAAGAUAGGAAAAGGCGCGCGCGUCUACAAGGCCAAGAAGGGCUCGUCGGCCGACAAGCUGCAGAAGAAGUACUCGGCCGGCCUCGUGGCGCGCACCGAGAAGCUGCUGGGCGAGCGCGCGGGCCACUUGGAACUGAUUGGGAAGGGGAAGAAGGCGCGGAAUGAGAAGGGAAAAGAUGGGGAGAAGAAGGUCACGGGGGGGAGUCGGAAGUUUGGAUGA
Molecule: messenger RNA, 279 nt
Organism: Anthostomella pinea
Lineage: Eukaryota; Fungi; Ascomycota; Sordariomycetes; Xylariales; Xylariaceae
Source: the annotation of a GenBank genome assembly